AUGGUACCGAAAAAAAGAAAGGUGGAAGUAGAAAAUAGACUGUUUUUGCCUGAAUGGACCGAUUUGUAUUGUUUCACGUUGCCGAAUCGUGCUGGAGCAGUACCGAAGUGUUUGAUUUGUCAACAAACAGUUGCGUUAAUUAAAAGUUCGAAUAUAAAACGACACCAUGAGACUAAACACAGAUCAUUUGCCGACAAUUUUCCACUCGGCAGUAACCUGCGCAAAUCUAAAAUUGCAAGUCUACUGUCAAGCUACGUAUCUUCGACUCAAAUCAUGAGUCGUUCAAUGACUGAGCAGGAUAAAUGUGGUGAGGCUUCUUUACGUAUUUCUUGGACUCUUGCAAAGCAUAUGAAAGCAUUCACCGAUGCUGAUAUAGUUAAGGAAUGCAUGCUCGAGGCAGGGAAUGUUUUAUUUGACAACAGAAAAGAUGUUGUUGAAACUAUUCGACGGAUUCCGUUAUCUGCGAGUACUAACUCAAAAAAUACUCACGUUUUGGCAGAAGAAAAUCAUAGUGAAGUGAAAGAGCAGAUAAAAAAUUCCGACUAUUAUGCCUUGGCUAUGGAUGAAUCCUGUGAUAUUACUGAUAACGCGCAACUGGUUACCUUUGUACGCUUCUUGGACAAAAUUAGUGAAACUUUUGUUGAGGAGCUAUUGGUUGUUUUGCCGUUAAUAGGAAGAACCCGAAGAGAAGACAUGAUCGAAACGAUGAUGGAUUAUUUCAUUAAAAAUGAGACUUAA
Molecule: messenger RNA, 738 nt
Organism: Acanthoscelides obtectus
Lineage: Eukaryota; Metazoa; Arthropoda; Insecta; Coleoptera; Chrysomelidae
Source: the annotation of a GenBank genome assembly